Molecule: messenger RNA, 2585 nt
Organism: Phragmites australis (common reed)
Lineage: Eukaryota; Viridiplantae; Streptophyta; Magnoliopsida; Poales; Poaceae
Product: mitochondrial Rho GTPase 1-like
Exons: 14
Coding region: 203-2140 (645 amino acids)
Biological process (GO): small GTPase-mediated signal transduction; motor neuron axon guidance; regulation of cell shape
Cellular component (GO): cytoskeleton; neuron projection; plasma membrane
Molecular function (GO): GTPase activity; calcium ion binding; protein kinase binding
Source: RefSeq, a predicted model, not a curated record
ACUGCAAGUCUGCGACCAUUUCUUCCACUCCAAGCUGAAGCAACCGACGGCGCAUGCCCCAUAAGAACGAACCAGCCCACCCGCCUGACCCCACCCGCUGACACGCCACGCCGCACAACCGCAGCGCCCAAAUCCCCCAAAACCCUAGCUCGAGUGGGGGAGUAGAGAGAGAGAGAGAGAGAGGGAGAGAGGAGGCGCGCGCAUGGCGGGUGUGACGGCGCCGGCGGCGGCAGCGAACCUGGCCGGCAAGUCGGGCGUGCGGGUGGUAGUGAUCGGCGACAUCGGCACCGGCAAAUCCAGCCUCAUCGUCGCCCUCGCCACCGAGCAGUUCCCCGAGAACGUCCCCCGCGUCAUGCCCCCCACACGCCUUCCCGCCGACUACUUUCCGGACCGCGUCCCCAUCACCAUCAUCGACACCUCCUCCAGCCCCGACCAGAAGCCAAAGCUGAUCGCGGAGUGCCAGGCGGCGGAUGCGGUGGUGCUCACGUACGCCUGCGACCGGCCCGCUACGCUGGAGCGGCUCAGCUCCUUCUGGCUCCCCGAGCUCCGGCGCCUCCAGUUGAAGGCGCCAGUGAUCGUGGUGGGGUGUAAGCUGGACCUGAGGGAAGAGCAGCAGGUUAGCCUUGAGCAGGUCAUGGCGCCCAUCAUGCAGUCGUUCCGCGAGAUUGAGACAUGCAUUGAGUGCUCCGCUCUUCGCCAGAUCCAGGUGCCUGAGGUCUUCUACUAUGCACAAAAGGCAGUGCUUCACCCAACAGCACCUCUCUUUGAUCAAGAGGCGCAAUCUCUCAAGCCACGCUGUGUUAGAGCUUUGAAGCGGAUAUUCAUAAUAUGUGAUCAUGACAAGGAUGGUGCUCUCAGUGAUGUGGAACUCAAUGAAUUUCAGGUCAAAUGUUUUAGUGCUCCUCUCCAACCUACUGAAAUUUCAGGCGUGAAGAGAGUUGUUCAAGAGAAGAUGCCUGAAGGCGUAAAUGAAAAUGGACUUACCUUGACUGGGUUCCUUUUUCUUCAUGCUCUUUUUAUUGAAAAAGGUCGACUGGAAACUACAUGGACAGUAUUGAGGAAAUUUGGUUAUGAUAAUGACCUUAAGCUUAGGGAUGAUCUCAUUGCAACGCCAAUUAAAAGAGCUCCUGAUCAAACUCUGGAAAUGACAAAUGAAGCGGUUGAUUUCUUGAGAGGAAUAUUUAACAUGUUUGACACUGAUAAUGAUGGAGCUUUACUACCUGCUGAGCUGGAGGACCUUUUUUCAACAGCUCCUGAAAACCCAUGGUCUUCUGUCAAAGACUGUGCUGAAAAGAAUGUCUUGGGUGGGUUGUCACUUGAAGGAUUUCUCUCUAAGUGGGCUCUUAUGACACUUCUAGAUCCAGCAAAUAGUUUUGCCAACCUUGUAUAUGUUGGCUAUCCGGGUGAGUUUGGUUCAGCAUUUACCAUCACAAGGAAAAGACGAGUGGAUCGUAAAAAGCAACAAACUCAAAGAAAUGUGUUCCAGUGUUAUGUUUUUGGCGCCAGAGGUUCUGGAAAGACUGCAUUGCUACAAUCAUUCAUUGGAAGGCAACCUUCUGAUGCUCUGCCAACUAACAGUGAGCGGUUUGCAACAAAUACUGUUGAACUGCCUGAUGGGGCAAGAAAGACGCUUAUACUACGAGAAAUUCCUGAAGGUGAUGUCAGAUCGUUACUGGCUAAGAAGGAAUCAUUGGCACCCUGUGAUGUAGCAGUAUUUGUUUAUGAUAGUUGUGAUGAAUAUUCUUGGCAAAGAGCAAGAGAUUUGCUUGUGCAAGUGGCCACACAUGGAGAAAAUACUGGCUAUGAAGUUCCUUGCCUGAUAGUUGCUGCAAAAGAUGAUCUUGACCAAUCUCCACAAGCUCUACAAGAAUCAACCAGAGUGAGCCAAGACAUGGGAAUCGAAACACCAAUUCCUAUCAGCGUGAGAUUGAGAGACUUAAACAACAUUUUCUGCAGAAUAGUUCAUGCAGCACAGCAGCCCCAUUUGAGCAUUCCAGAGACUGAAGCCGGAAAAACACGCAGGCAAUACCGUCAACUUCUAAACCGUUCCCUCAUGGUCGUCUCGGUUGGAGCUGCUGUUACAGUUGUGGGAAUAGCUGCUUACCGGGUUUAUGCAGCUAGGAAGAACACAUCUUCUUGAAGCUCCUCCCGGACAGUGGGAGAAUAAAGUGCUUCCCGCAGCUCACUCCCCGACAUCUGCUGGAUCGUCUAUUCAUGCCUGUUGAGCUUCACUGCUUGAAUUUCUGCCCCGCGAAAGACCUCCGUUUUGUACAGAUACGUCAUCAGCUAUAAAUCCUGCGCCUAGUGGGGAUUUCAGAUUCUAUAAUUCAGGACUGUUGCCCAGCUCUGUUUAUUGCAGCAUCUGAUAGGCUGCUCUGACUAAAUUAGCUCUGUUAAAACAUUUUAACUUAGCAUAAAUUUUGCCUGCUUAGCAUUUACUUGCACUAGUCUACUAUUGGAAUUCUGUCUAGACGGGACUGCUGAAUGCUUGAACAUUUUGUUGAGCCACCAUGGUUGGUGCCGUGCCAAGUAUCCGUUUGGUUCGGAGUAUAAGCUGGAUUUGAUCUAGUGGAUUGUUAAUGUAA